Messenger RNA from Trematomus bernacchii (emerald rockcod), 6853 nucleotides. RefSeq names its product guanine nucleotide-binding protein subunit alpha-11. The coding region runs from base 1186 to 2394 and encodes 402 amino acids. Gene Ontology annotation, cellular component: heterotrimeric G-protein complex. The record is from RefSeq and is a predicted model, not a curated record. The transcript is spliced from 8 exons. Gene Ontology annotation, biological process: phospholipase C-activating dopamine receptor signaling pathway; action potential; adenylate cyclase-modulating G protein-coupled receptor signaling pathway. Gene Ontology annotation, molecular function: G-protein beta/gamma-subunit complex binding; guanyl nucleotide binding; GTPase activity. NCBI's taxonomy places the organism in Eukaryota, Metazoa, Chordata, Actinopteri, Perciformes, Nototheniidae.
AAGGAAGACUUCCUCUCAAGCAAACUUGGGAAGUUAACCAUGCAGCAAAGUCCCGCCUUAAACGCCAACACACGCUGUUCUCAUUGGCUCUCACCCUUGUCAAUCACUUAUAUCCCAAGCGACGUCAGCAGCAGGCAACUACACCACACCGGGGCUGAGGAGUGGGAGACGAAGAGCAAUCAGCACCACCAGGAAAAAAAAAAAUACCAGGAGCGAUAAAAAAAAAUGUACGGACUACAAGGGAACAUCUGACUGUCAGUGUUGGAGCAUUUUGAAGGCGACGUUUUUCCCUAUCUUGAUACAUGAAGGUCUUCUGUCAGGCUGAGCUUUCUGGUUUUUCGCCAGUUGGCUGCAAUUCCAGGGAUGGCUAGCUAAGCUAACCUAGCUAGCUAACAAUUAGCCUGCCCAUUUAGCUUCCACUGGUCACUGGGUGCAACAGGAUAACUGCUCUGAACGUGAUACUAAAGCAUUGUUCUUCAGCUGGAUUGACACAAUAGCUAUCAAUCGUCGAGUGCUAGAGACAACAGGGAUAUAGUUUCUGUGUGUUCCGUAGAUGGACAGUUUUACGGUGCGCUCAUUGUCGCUACGCGGGCGUACAGUGAUGGUUUCGGGGCGGCUAGCCUUCUACUCGGCCGGGCGACCAGCGGAGGGAUUGUACAAAUGUGGCAGCCUGUAGUGUCCCACUGUCUCUGGGACCGAAGUCUGUAGUUUUGAAAUAAAAUACUGCUUAUAUAUUUUGGAUGAGUGUUAGAUUUGCUGGCUAAGGAUUAUAAAAGUAUUUGUACGUUGAAAAUUAAUCAACUUGUUAGCUUGGUCCUUAGCUUACGAGCUACUUUCCCAAACUAAAUCCAGCUGUUUGUUUUUUUGGGAAAGUGCAUCAAGUAUUUUUCACACCUGUGAAGACCCAUCUGAUAUGUUUGCAGACAUGUUGCAUUGCAUAUUUUCUGUGAUCAGCUGUCAGCUCCUGUAACCUGAGGAUUGGCACGAGACUUUGACUAAGCUGUCAAAAAUAUUUUGACACUUGACAGCAGUUUUUACCCUGAAGAAAGGAAGGCCGGAUUCUGCAGCAAGCUCCAUUAUCAGCGUUUUGGAUAAUACUUGUUGAGUGUCGGACAUAUUUUUGAUAUUUGCUGUUAGGUGUAACCCGGCGCCCCUUGUCAGACGGGCUUUUCAGCUCAUGCGGUGAUGACUUUAGACUCCAUGAUGGCUUGUUGCCUGAGUGAAGAGGCGAAGGAGUCCAAACGAAUCAACGCUGAGAUCGAGAAACAACUCCGGCGAGACAAGAGGGAUGCGAGGAGGGAGCUGAAGCUGCUUCUGCUGGGUACUGGAGAGAGUGGCAAGAGCACCUUCAUCAAGCAGAUGAGAAUAAUCCACGGGUCCGGCUACACAGAUGAGGAUAAGAAGGGCUUCACCAAACUGGUCUACCAGAACAUCUUCACCUCGAUGCAGGCCAUGAUCCGGGCAACGGAGAACCUCAAGAUCCCGUUCAAGUACGAGCAGAACAAGAGUAAUGCCCUGGUGGUGCGUGAGGUGGACGUGGAGAAGGUCUGCUCCUUCGAGCAGCCGUACACCAGUGCCAUAAAGAUGCUGUGGACGGACCCUGGCAUCCAGGAGGCCUACGACCGCAGGAGAGAGUACCAGCUCUCUGACUCUACCAAAUAUUACCUUAACGCUUUAGAUCGAAUAGCGACAGCGGGGUACAUGCCCACUCAGCAGGACGUGCUGCGGAUCCGAGUGCCCACCACCGGCAUCAUCGAGUACCCCUUUGACCUGGAGAAUAUUAUCUUCGGCUAUCUAAGUGAUCUGGAUCGUAUUGCUGAACCGUGCUAUCUACCGACCCAACAGGACGUGCUUAGGGUUCGAAUCCCAACCACUGGGAUCAUAGAAUACCCUUUCGACUUGCAAAGCAUCAUUUUCAGGAUGGUGGAUGUGGGGGGUCAGAGGUCAGAGAGGAGGAAGUGGAUCCACUGCUUUGAGAACGUCACCUCCAUCAUGUUUCUGGUGGCGCUCAGCGAGUACGACCAAGUCCUGGUGGAGUCCGACAACGAGAAUCGUAUGGAGGAGAGUAAAGCUCUGUUCAGGACCAUCAUCACAUAUCCGUGGUUCCAAAACUCCUCCGUCAUCCUCUUCCUCAACAAGAAGGACCUGCUGGAGGAGAAGAUCAUGUACUCGCACCUGGUCGACUACUUCCCUGAGUUCGAUGGUCCUCAGCGGGACGCCCAGGCGGGCCGGGAGUUCAUCCUGAAGAUGUUUGUGGACUUGAACCCCGACAGCGACAAGAUCAUCUACUCCCACUUCACCUGCGCCACCGACACGGAGAACAUCCGCUUCGUCUUCGCCGCCGUCAAAGACACCAUCCUGCAGCUCAACCUCAAAGAAUACAACCUGGUGUGAGGAGAGAAGGAGAGCGAAAGAGAGAGAGAGGAGAGAGAGAGAGAGAGAGAGAGUGACCUGCAGCCCCCCCCCCACACACACAAUGCAGAGUCCACUUCUACAGACACACACAUCUGCAUGAAACACACUUCACUCUAGCAGACCAACACUACACAUGUCCUGUCCUUACUUUCACAUUUUUGUAUCUGUUUUGUGGUUCCGCUUGUACAAACCCAAAUACAACUCUCCCAUUUGUCCCCUUUUUUAGGGUUUUUCCUGGACACGGCUCACAUUAUUUCUUUUACACUACAUUAUCACCAGUGCUUGUGUGUUGCAGGUGGGUCGAGGCUUCUCUGGGUAGAUUUGAUGGAAAAAGGGCUCUCUCCCCUUGUUCUUAUUUAACCCGUGCAUGUUAUACACUACAGAGGAGGGCCGGCUGCAGACCCUGGGUCACUAAUUACGAUAAUAGGAAUAUAUUAUCACGCAGUGCGGGGGUGCAGUGAGGUACUUGCUUUUCCCGGGUCUUGUUUUCUUUCCUUUUUGCCCCAAAUCAGAGCACAGAAGCUCUGUUGAAUGUAAAUAAAGUUGUCAUGCUGCUCACACAGAGUGAGGGCUGCACAGAGACGAUUCUCUGUACACUUUUUCAGCUUCUUCUUAGCGAUAAUAUAUCUGCUUUUCUGCAAUUACAUUUAAAUUGAAGAUGACUACUCGAAGGUAUACUCCAUUUACACUACCCCUCGUUUCAAACAUGCAUUACAACACACAGAAUUAAGAGACAACACUAGUGGUUUUCACAUACUGUAUAUCAUCACAUUGACAAAUUACAAACGCCUCCUUUUGUUUCUGUAAAUAUAUUUGCCAGUAUCCUGUUCGUCCUUUACGCGGCUCAGAUGCUAACACAAUUUGGAAACUGGUAUUGCCAAAAUGAAGUGCUUGAAUAAUUAAUAUGUAGAUGGCAUAACGGCUCACUUUGUGUGGCAUUUUUUUACGUCGACUUGUCUGAAUCACAAAUGUAUUAGUACUGUAAUUUAUUUUCUAUGUUCCCUUUUUGAAGGUGAGAAUAAUCUUCCUGUGCACAACGAGCGAGUGAUGACACCAGAUUGGAGCAGUGCAAUAGUCUGUUGUCGAGGAAACAACGCGCUCACACUUAGCUUAAAUCACCAGUUGGUCUUGAUCAUGCUUUUUCUCCCUAAUCAACUCUUUCCUUUGCCAUAUUAUUCAGCCAACAUUUGAUAACGGAUAGCAAGAGAGUAAACAGUUCUUUUUUUGUACGUCUAAUUUAUCAGAUCUAAGUGUUGUCGGUACAGUAAGUGAGACUUCCUCCCUAGUUUCAGCUUUUUCCAACCAAUGAGACGGGAGGAGAUUUUAUACUGCUGUAAAAAAAACUAUUUUAUGGACAAGUGUUCUAUCUUUAUAACGAUACUUCAUAUAUUCAGUUGUUGCAGUUCUGUUUUGAAACGCUUGACAAUGGGGAAAAGAAAACACUGUUUCCAUGUCGGGUUUGUGCUUUAUGCAAAUAGGAAAAAGAAAGAUAAAAACGUAGUGGUUGGAUAUUUACUGUCGAAGAUGCUUGCUUUGUUUUGUGGUAAUUCUUACGGAUAUGUGUUGGCUUAUUGGUUCCAAUCCCAUAUCGUGUCUCUUGCCUGGUCGUUGUUCUAAUAUUUCCAUUAAGCUGUUAGAUGGCUAUUUUUUGUCUUCACAAUGUAAUUCAGGUAAGUUUUCAUAACUUUUUCAUCACAAGGGCUACUACUAGCAGCUUUGGUAGACAUGAAAGGACUCUAUGGACGGCAUAGAGCAAAAGGUGCAAUUAAUUAAUUAACGAGGGGCUUUAAAUCAAGAGUGUGUUCAGGUUCAUUGAAGGAGAGUGUGGGGGAGGGGGAGGGGGGGGGGGGUGCAGCAGUCCUUUCUUUGCUAUCUUCUGGCCUAUUUAGAGGAGAAGAAGUAGGGUUUCCCAAGGUGCAAUAGCACGUUUUUUUAGCGUCAUGCCGAAUCUAACCAUCCUCUUACACUUACAUGGAUUAUGUGCUGAUUUUCUUGGCUUUCUAAUAUUUUUCCACUAUGUGGCAUGUCUUCUAAUUUGUAGUGUUUCGCAUUGGUUGAAGGGCAGUGUUUUUUUGGAUUACAGAUCCAUCCGUACCCCCUCUGUGUAAAUUAAAUUGUUUGCCAAAAGGUUUACAAAUGAAUAUACAUCGUAUUUUCUACAAAAAGGUAGUAUGAUCUGAAAAGUUCUAGAGACAUUCACUCACCCUGUGUAUUGCUUAUGAUUGAUUUUAGUCCCGUGCACCCAGUGAGAGUAAUCUUCUCUGGUGCAGAUGUGUAAAUGAUGUUGUUAAAUCUUUCUAAGACACAUUAAUGAAGAAGGGAUGUUUAUGCUAAGUGCCAUUCUAUGAGUUGAAAAAAUGUUGGAGAGGUUUCUGACUUUGACGUGAAUUUCUGAUGAGAUCUUGUUUUUCCAUCUUGUAUUUGUAGUGGGUUAAUCUUCGGUGCUUCAGCCGACAUUUAAACGCCUUCUUGUCCAGGUUGACGCUUCUUACACUUCCUCGCUGACAGACAGUCAUCUUGUGGGUGUCACUUUUGUUUGAAAUGAAGAGCUUGUGCAUGUUUGUCAGUCGAUUAAACCAGUCGAGUUUGGAAAGGAGUAUUGUGUUUUGCUUCACUGCUGGGAUGACAUGUCUGUGUGGUUUUAAAACCCUCAGCUUGGCUUUCAGGUGGCACACUUCAAGGGCAGGAGUGUGUGUGUGUGUGUGUGUAUCCUCUUGUAGAUGAGAUGUUGCAACAAAUGGAUUUGAAUGGACUGCUAUGAGAGCGAUAAACAAAGUGGUCCCACUAUGGGGACCAGUGUUGGCAGGAUGUCGUACUCUUUUAAAAAAAACUUUGCAUCAGUUUUAACAACCUUAUGCAAGGACAGACAAAGACAAACGUCACAUUUUUUACUCGACCAGUGAUACGAGCAGAGCUGGGUCGUUUAUUUGAAAUUCUUUCCAUUGACUUCCACUGAUUUGCUUUAAUCUGCAUUAAUUCAGCAAACCGUAAUCAUUAUUUGGCAACUAGACAACUAUUUUGAUAAUUGAGGAGUCUGUUAGAGUUGUUUUUUUACACAAAAAGUCAAAAAUCUUGGACUCAAAACGUCUUAAAUGUUAACAUCUUGUGAUUUAUUUACUUCUCUACGACAUAACAUUUGAAUUUCUUUGAGUUGUGGAUAAAGCAAGACAUUUGAGGAGGUAAUCGCAGGCAUCAGGAAACAUUUUUCACCCUUUUCUGACAUUUAAAAAACAAGACGACUAAUUGAUUCAUCGAGGAAAAUAAAAAUGCUCUUGAGUUGCAUCCCGGUUGUGUGUUAUUUAGAAGGUUUUUAUGAAAUGUAAGUAGUACACAGUGCCAAACAACAUCCGACACAGAAAAGAUACGAAAUAUUCCUAAUUCACUUUUACAUUUUGGUGUCUUUUCUUUUCCAAAUGAAGCUUGUGUGUUAAGCCUCAGUAUUACUGUAUUUAUUGAAAGACUUGCCAUGUGAAGGUACUGAAAUGACCAUUAUGUAAUAUGUUGGUGGUUGUAAUCGGUAGAAUUAAUACUCUGUGUUUACAUGUCCGCCAUUCUCCGCUCUCUUUCCCUGAUUUACUUUAUUGGACUGUGUAUCUUUCCCCGGGUCGAAGGCACUGAAGCUGCACCGCUGCAUUCAUGCAACUUAGACGUCCGUUAAAGCACUCGUUGGUACUCCGAGGUGUGUGUGUGCGUGUGUAUGUAUGUGUACACUUUUGAUGGCUAUUGCUUAAGCUUGAGAUCCAUUCUGAUUAGAGGGAUGGACAUACGGUGAUAUUAAAAAGCUAUCUUUGCAUAUUUUUGUUUCUUUUGUGAGGUUAACACACCUUAACACGUGUAUUUAGGACCACUUAAGAUGACAGACUUUUUUAAAAGAGUAAAAAAUAAACUUUGUGUAGUGGUGUACAAAUUGAAAGUAAUGUGUUUUUGUUUGAUUUUUUUUUUUCUUCUUUCUCUUUUCUUUUUUUUAAGUAUACCAAAUGUAAAUUAUGUACAAUGAGUGUGCCAAUCCCCUUUCUUUGUAAAGCCAGACUCUUGACAAGUGCCAAUGUUGUGAAAAAUCAAAGGGCCGGUGAAUUUCAUGGUCCAGUUUUUAAAACAAAUAAACACAUGUGAUUAAUUAACAAAAAAAAAGGACAAUUUUAUUCUAUAUUUAAGAUUAAUGAUGAACUGCUGUUUUUAAGAUAAAUGUCAUUUUACUGCAUGUGUUUGUCAGGUUGGGGGGGGGGGGGGAGUGGGGGGGUGAGAUACUGUAUUCAUGCAACGCCCUCAUGAAAAAGGGUCCUAAUGGUUAUUGAUUUACAGUAUUUUAGCCAUAUUUCUCUUUUGUAUGUUUCAUUUCAACCACUGUUGCCUGAACCUCAUUCAAACAUGAAAAUGAUUUUCAUAGCCUUCUCCUUUAAAUGUUUUAAAUUGGAAUAAAAUAUGUUCCUAUACUCUC